Messenger RNA from Ipomoea nil (Japanese morning glory), 842 nucleotides. RefSeq names its product NDR1/HIN1-like protein 12. Gene Ontology annotation, biological process: defense response to other organism. NCBI's taxonomy places the organism in Eukaryota, Viridiplantae, Streptophyta, Magnoliopsida, Solanales, Convolvulaceae. The transcript has a single exon. The record is from RefSeq and is a predicted model, not a curated record. Bases 116 to 751 code for a protein of 211 amino acids.
ACAUAUAUAUAUACAGCUACUACUUACACAUAGCUCCCCCCACCACAUUUUCCGGUCCCCGUUUCUCCUGCCUCACUCAAACCAGUUUCCUCCGCCGUGCGCCGCCGGGGAAAACAUGUCAGUGAAGGAGUGCACCCAGCACAAGGAGCGGAAGAAGAAGUUAGUGCAGCGAUUCUGCGGCUGCCUCCUCAUCCUCCUCUUCAUAAUCCUCCUCACCAUCCUCAUCAUCUGGGCAAUUCUCCAGCCCAAGAAGCCACGCUUCACCCUCCAAGACGCCACCAUCUUCAACUUCAACGUCUCCGCCCCCAACAUCUUCUCCACCACCCUCCAGAUCUCCGUCUCCUCCCGGAACCCUAACUCCCGGAUCGGAAUUUACUACGACAACCUCGACGUCUACGCCACCUAUCGCGACCAGCAAAUCACCUACUACACCGUCAUCCCCGCCGUGUAUCAAGGCCACAAGGACGUCAACCUCUGGUCGCCGUUUCUUUACGGCAAUAACGUCCCCAUUGCACCCUUUAACGGCCCCCAGCUCAGGGAGGACCAGGCUGCCGGCGCCGUCUGGCUCACCGUCAAACUUAGCGGCCGUGUCAGGUGGAAAGUUGGGACGGUCAUUACCGGACGUUAUCACCUUCAUGUCACUUGUCCGGCUUACAUUCCGUUCGGAGUUACGCCGAGAUACGGCGGCGUCGUCGUCGGUAACGCCGUCAAAUACCAGCUCUCCCAGCGUUGUGAAGUCACCGCUUCUUAAACCCGAGUUAGUUAACGUCUCCGUCAACUGUUAAUUUAUUGCCCUGUAAUGCAGUAUUACCACUACCUUAAACCCGAGUUAUUUUGCUGUA